AGCAAGUCCAUCAUAUCCACUUCAUAGAAUCAUCUCGACCUCGCGACAAGAAAACCAUCUUCAUCUCCUGAUCUAUCCUUAUUCCCUUUUUUAUACACAUCCUUCUUUUCACAAUGUCCGCUGAAGCUAUGGUCUUCUUGUUCGGCGUCAUCGUCGGUGCCGGUCUCUUGUUUGUCAAGGUGUUCUUUGUCAUCUUGAUCAGUGACCUCGAGGUCGACUACAUCAACCCUAUCGAGCUCUGUAACAAACUGAACCAGUUUGUGUUGCCAGAAAUGUUCGUGCAAGCGUUCAUGACAUUCAUAUUCCUGAUCAGUGGACAGUGGAUCGCUACCGCCUGGAACUUGCCCUUAGUCGCUUACAAUGCCAAUAAGAUUAUGAAUGGCAAGCACAUGUUCGAUGCCACAGAGAUCUUCCGCACGUUGGGUCAGCACAAGAAGGAGUGCUUUAUUAAGCUCGGCUUUUACCUCCUCAGCUUCUUCUACUAUCUUUACCGCAUGAUUCUCGCUUUGGUGAACGAUUCGUAAGAGACAGGACGGAGCAGUUGAAGUCGCGAUGGUGUUCAAUGGUGCAUCGGCGCAUCUUUUUUUCUCAAAAUAAAUCAGACGUGC
Messenger RNA from Gamsiella multidivaricata, 608 nucleotides. RefSeq names its product cornichon. Gene Ontology annotation, cellular component: COPII-coated ER to Golgi transport vesicle; endoplasmic reticulum membrane. The transcript is spliced from 6 exons. The record is from RefSeq and is a predicted model, not a curated record. The coding region runs from base 114 to 524 and encodes 136 amino acids. Lineage: Eukaryota; Fungi; Mortierellomycota; Mortierellomycetes; Mortierellales; Mortierellaceae. Gene Ontology annotation, biological process: endoplasmic reticulum to Golgi vesicle-mediated transport.